AUGCAAAACCCCAUGACUCCUUUUAUUGAAGAACCUAUUGCCUCAUACAUUGAAAAUAAUGAUGACCCUAAUAAUCCACAUAUAGAAGAAAUUAAAGUAGUUGAUGCUGAAAGAUUAUUAUUAAAAGAAAAAACUAUAGAUGAAGUAGCAAAUGGUCAAUACAUUGCAUUAAUGAGAAAAAUGGCAGAGAAAUACCCUGAUAAAGAAGCAAUGGAUAAAAUUUUUAAUGAAUUUUGUCAACAACAAACAAAUAGUGGAAUGAGUGAUCAACAAAAACAAUAUUCAUCAGCAUAUAGAAUGAUUGAAAGUGCACUUGCAACAAGUCUUUCAGCAGGAGAAAAUGGAAGUAAAAUUAUUGGAGGAUUACUUUCUAAUCCAGCUAAAGUUGUUAUGCAAGAACAAAGUUCAAGCCAACAAUAUCCACCAUUAGGAAGUGAUUUAAUGAUUCUUGAAUAUCAAAGAGUUUUUAAAAAAUGUGUUGAAGGGACUUUGAAAAAUUCAAUAAAAUUAUUAGAAAAAACACGAAUUGAUUCAGAAAAGGUAUUUAUGGUUUUAAAAGGACUUUCUUCAAGUUGGAAAUUAGAAAAGGAUAAAAAUGGAUUAAAAGUAAUGUUAUUUAGUGGAAUUAAUAAAUAUUCAACAUAUUUAAUAUAUUCACAAGAAUUAAAAGAACUAAUUCCUGUAAUUCCUAAAAAAAGUAUGGGAUAUAUUGAGAUGAAACUAAUGUCUUUAGAACAAUUCAAAAAUCAAAGACAUGAAAUGAAAGAAGAAAAAAAUUUAAAAUAUAAAACAGCUUAUACAAAUACACAUUUUAAUCUUCAUUUAUUAAGAAAUAAUAAUAUUAGUCAAACUGUAUUUGAUUACUUUAUGUUAACAAAUCCUAAUGAUAUUAUUCAUAGAAAUGAAACAUCAAUUACAGUUUUAUUAAAUUCUAUUGAUCCAUUUGUUCUUCAAGUUAAUUACAUUCCUAUUCAAUAUACUUUCACAGUCAAACCAAAUGAAGUAAAUUAUAACCAUUUUGAAGUUUAUGAAAAAGAACCAAUUGAAUUUAUCAUAACUCUAAAACAAAUCAUUCAACAACAAAUGAUAGAAAUAAAAAAUGAACAACUUCCAGAAAAUGAAAAAGUUGUUAUUGACAAGAAACAAGUUCUUGAUAAAACUUUUAAUUAUUUAAUUAUGAAAAGAAAAAGAAUUGAAAUAAAUAAAGUGUUGCAUGAGGUUGCUUCACGUUAUAUGAAAGAAUAUAAAGAUCAACUAGUAAUUGUCCAAUGGAUUGCUAGAGAUCAAAAGAUUGGUAAUAUCUCUUUCCAUUUGUCCAUUUAUAACAAAACAUUAUACAAACAAAACAAUGACUGUGAACCAUUGAGAGUAUAUGAUGGAAUGAUUUCAAAUGGAAAUGAAAUUCAUUUCCAAGGAAGAGAUUUAACUUAUUUGGUAAGUUCUGAAAUUGGAUUUAUCAUUCUCAGAUUAUUAAAACAAAAGUGUUAA
Entamoeba dispar SAW760 is the source of this 1488-nucleotide messenger RNA. RefSeq lists its product as uncharacterized. The record is from RefSeq and is a predicted model, not a curated record. NCBI's taxonomy places the organism in Eukaryota, Evosea, Mastigamoebida, Endamoebidae. Bases 1 to 1488 code for a protein of 495 amino acids. The transcript has a single exon.